UACAUUGCAGUCGGUUUCCUGCGCAGAUUACAACUCGCUCUGUACACGCGGAGAAAUACCGGGGAGUGUUCACAUCAAAACUAAAUAUGGUUGUUGGUUUCCAUGGUGACUUUAUCCGAUGGUAGAGAGCGAUCAAUCGUAGGGAUAUGGAUAAACUGUGUGGUUAUUACAACGUCUCUUUUACAGCCAACUCGUCUUGGUUUAUGGUAUCCCGGGUGGCUGGCCCCAACUCGUAGACCUGUCUCCGUAUAGAGUUAGAAUACAUUUUAAAGGAGUUCCAGCGUUAUGACAUGUCACUAAAUCCGACUGAGCCCGCUUCUCUGGCGAAGACGGAACUAGAAGACACAGAAGGCCACAAACAAACAGAGAAGGAAGAAGGAGGUGUGAAACGUGGAGUACACUGGGCCACUAAUGGAUUUGUCAUUUUCUGCCACAGAAAUUUUGAAAUGGUGCGAGAACGGUUUCCACAUCUAGAGAACGGCAAUUUAACGAUGGUGCUACAAGACUGGUGGACACAACUGGAACCAGGAGAAAGAGACUCUUACACAGAAUUGGCAAAACAAUACGAAGAGACGCUCAGGAGUGAACAGCCAGGUGUCGCUCAAAGCACUAGUUCCAAAUCUUCAACUAAAAGCACGCUAAAACUCGAAUUAUGUCAGAAUGUCCAUAAUACAGCUUUAGGAACAUCAUCCUCGCCAUUAACACCCGAGAUUCCAACUCCCUCAUCUCUCAAUGGCCAUAUCACUGUGUCUAAACCUCCAAAGAAGCGGUAUGUGCAAAACGGAACUUUCAAACCUGCCGUUGAACCAAACCCGGGAAGUACUUGUUCUGUAUUACUUGAAUUAGCCGAGGGACAUGUAUCUGCUUCACCUGGUCAUCUCAGCAUACAAACAAAAUCACCUGAUCCCCAUAACAGAGAAACGUUUAGUAGAAAUGAAUCUGUCCAGUCUUAUGGUCCAUCAAACGGUACUGAUAGGCCCGAAGUCCCUCAAAACAGACAAGUCUACAUCUCUAUGCCAAUGAUGGAAAUGGACAUUGCCAGUCGUAUUAUUGAUCAGGCAUUUAGUGACAAGGAAUCAUCACAAAUGACGUUCAGUGCUUCAAGGAAAAGAUUAUCGAAAUCCCCUUCAAAAACCCAGAAUUUGAGUUCAUCGUGUCAUCAGAUCCAGUCCCCAUCAGCAAGUUGUUCCAGUACAAGUGCUUUAGCUGAUGAACCUCUUAAUCUGUGCAAAAGACAACCGAAGACAUUUCAGACAAGUCAACAAAAAAUUAUAAACCAUGUUGUAGAUAUGGCUCUGUGCGGACCAAUCGGAAAUGAUUACCUGACCGACUCCAUCAUUGGUAAGUGGGAAAACCAGUCCCAGCUUUGUGUUCCUGAUAAAGGAGAUACCUGUCAAAAAUUGAAAACCAGAAAUAUAACUGGCUCAUCCAAUAGUCAGGAUAAAGCUAAAUGUCCUUUUCUUGAAGAAUGUACCUUGGAAAAAGAUGACAGGGGUAAUCUAGUGUCUUCUAGAAUUGAUAAGAUUAAUAAAUCUUCAAUUGAUGACUCCUCAGUUUUUAGUGGCCGUGUUACUUAUGAUGAUAUGUGUGUGAAACAGUGUGAAGAUAAUGAUAAAGAAAACUUAAAGAUAACCACCGAUCACAGCGAAGAGCAUAAUAACAGCAUAAAAACGAGUCCCUCCGAGAUGAGGGAUCAAAAGAAUGUAGAAACUGAUUUGACUAGAACUGGUGCUGAAGAAAACUGUGACAGUGAAUGUCAGGAAAGCCAACAAAACGUGACUCACAAAACAGACUGUGAAACCAAAGGUACUAGUAGGGUUUCUUCUAAAAGAAGUAACACUAGUAUUAACUUAAACUGCAACAGGAACAAUGAUGAUAUUAACAGUAGCUCUCUAUCCGAACUAGUAUCAGUCAGUGAAAAACGACUGCACGAAUCUUGUUCCGAGGACAAUUAUGAAGGAACAAUGUCAGUUAGCAUCAAAGUAUCUGAUUCUGAUUUCUGUAAGACUCCAGAAUUUUUACCAAGAACUGAAUUGACAGCAUCUGAGAGCAGCAAAGAGGAACAGUUGCUUCAGACAACUCAGAAACGUAAGGCAUCCGACAUUUCAGGUCAUGGGAAAAACAUAAACAGCUCCAAAGAUACACAAAAAAGCUCAGAUGAAGAAAAAGAUACAGAAAAUUCUUCCAUAACACAGAAAGAUUCGAGAGAUUUACAGCCUGGUACGAAGAAAAGAAAGUGCUACGAAACUGGGUGGGUGAAUAAUUGGUUUUAUGGGUGGUCACUGAAAAAG
Limulus polyphemus (Atlantic horseshoe crab) is the source of this 2291-nucleotide messenger RNA. RefSeq names its product cell wall protein IFF6-like. The transcript has 7 exons. NCBI's taxonomy places the organism in Eukaryota, Metazoa, Arthropoda, Merostomata, Xiphosura, Limulidae. The annotation marks the transcript as partial. The record is from RefSeq and is a predicted model, not a curated record.